This is a messenger RNA of Danio rerio (zebrafish), 1151 nucleotides long. The record is from RefSeq and is a predicted model, not a curated record. NCBI's taxonomy places the organism in Eukaryota, Metazoa, Chordata, Actinopteri, Cypriniformes, Danionidae.
AACAGAAGAUGCUCAGACAGAUACCUGUCCAAUCCAGUACUUGUGCUGAACCACAUACAGCUGAUGCCAUGCUCUCCUCCAUGAGGAUUGUUCUUGUGGGUAAAACUGGUGUUGGUAAAAGUGCAGCUGGAAACACAAUCCUGGGAAGAGAACAGUUUAAAUCUGUGAUGAAGAUGAAUACAAUAACAACUAAAUCCUUAAAAACUGAUGCCACAGUUUCAGGCAGAUCUGUGUCUGUAGUCGACACUCCUGGAUUAUUUGACACAAAGAUGAAUCCUGAAGAGUUAAUGACGGAGAUCGCCCGAAGUGUGUAUAUCUCCAGUCCUGGACCUCACGCUUUCCUCAUAGUACUCAGAAUAGAUGAAAGAUUCACUGAACAUGAGCAGCAAAUUCCAAAGACAAUUGAGUGGUUGUUUGGUGAGGGAGUGUUGAAAUACUCCAUCAUCCUCUUCACUCGUGGAGAUCAGCUGAAUGGAGAGUCUGUAGAGGAGUUUAUUAAAGAGAGCGAAGCUUUAAGAUCUGUAGUCCAGCAGUGUGGAGACAGAUAUCAUGUGUUCAACAACAGAGAUGUGAAUAACAGAGAGCAGGUGGAGGAUCUACUGCAGAAGAUUGACUCAAUGAUACAGCAGAAUGGAGGAGGACACUACAGUAAUCAGAUGUAUGAAGAUGCUCACAGAUUCAGACAAGAGGAGGAAGAGAGGAAACAAAGAGAAGAAGAGGAGAGAAAACAACAAGAGGAGAAAAGAAUACAAGAGGUGGUUGAGGCAAAUUUUAAAGCUGAAAGAGAGACAUGGGAAAAAGAUAGCGCAGAAUUUAAAAAGUUUUAUGAUCUGUUUAAGCUCUGGUUCACUCGUGCUGCAGCUUGUACUACUGCUGGAGUUGUUGCUGUUGGAGUUGGUGCUCUUGCUGGAACUGCGAUUGCACCUGCUGCUGUUGCUGCUGGAGCUGGUGCAGUUGGAGCUACUGCUGUAGCUAGUGCUGUUAAAGCAGGUUUUUCUAGUACUGGUGCUGCUGGAGCUGCUGCUGCUACUGCUGCUGUUGCUGCUAGAGCUGUUGUUUCUGCACCUGUUGCUGCUGCUGCUGGAGCUGGCAUAGGCGUAGCUGCUUUUGUUAAAAGUAAUUGGAAAAAGGAACAUAAAAAAAAACUGUAG